UUAUCUUUUAUCUUCAAAAGUAAAUACCUUUAAACCAACCACUUGAACUCGUACACAGAAAGAUUUUAUUAAGAAGUAAAUUACACUCUUAAAGAAUAUAGAACUGAUCUUGUCGUGGGAAUAACUGAGCCCUUCUGAAUUCUUUUUAAAGUAGCUUCAUUUUCUGUACAGAUGAAAAUGAAAGGCACAGUUUUAUUUCUAAGCUUCAUUGUGGCUUUAACAUCUGCAUAUACUCUCGUUUCAAAGCCUGAAAACUCUCUCUUCAAUUCUGACAAACGGGAUUUUCAUCCGGUCAAAACUGAUGAAAAAGUGCCAUCUGGAACUUCAAAGCUAUCUUCUCAUUUUUGCACAUGCUCGGGUCAAACAUGCACUUGCUGUGCUGACAUUCACGAAGAGUCUUUUCAUCUGAACGACACGUUGUGUGUUGAUGUGGGGUAUUUGAAAGAAGAUUAUGGGUUAAAAUUUGAGCUGACAUGGGACGGGAGAGCGAUCAUUUCCGAGGAGAUUUCAGGUCGCAAUCCUCCCCCGAUUUGCGCCGAAAUUCCGAUACCAAAAGCCGAGAAUCUUCUCAGUGCCUGCGUCCGUCUCAGCAACAUUUCAAUCUCUUCAAACAAUUUUGAGACAUGCAUAAGUGUGAACAUCCAUGCUGCCAUGAUAGAUGUUCUCACUGUCCAACUCGGAUGUCUGUCUAUCGGUCACAAAGACCAAGACUGGACGUGCGCCUACCACCACGAGUACACGAAACAUGACCACAAUUCACGACUUCCCUCGUGUGUGAACAAAUGUGAAAAGACACCAACGGUGUACAAUUCGAAAGACGAGUCCUCAAAAACGGCUUCAGUGAAACGAGUUCGAAGCAGGAGUUAUCAGAAGAAUGGUUGUUUUUAUGUCAGUAGCGAGAACGGCGUAAAUGAGUCGCCGAAGGAAAAGUUUACGAAAGUCGUAGAAAAAGUACAAUCUGAUUUGUGUAUUGUCGGUUGUGUGCCAAACGGCUACAUGUAAAAAUUGAAAAACCACUCAUUUUCAAAACAAUAUAAAUUUAUUCUUUGAAAAUAAAAACUACUUUGUACCUUGAUGGAGCAAAGGGCUGUGAUUGUUUGAUUAUAGUUAGUUAUCAAUUUUAUGGCCAUAACAAUAUUAAAUUCUUUGAUUGAAAAUUCGUCUGACCUGAUUCAUUUCUGUAACUUGA
Molecule: messenger RNA, 1189 nt
Organism: Symsagittifera roscoffensis
Lineage: Eukaryota; Metazoa; Xenacoelomorpha; Acoela; Convolutidae
Exons: 4
Coding region: 172-1002 (276 amino acids)
Source: RefSeq, a predicted model, not a curated record